Oncorhynchus kisutch (coho salmon) is the source of this 1854-nucleotide messenger RNA. RefSeq names its product SPARC. Gene Ontology annotation, biological process: anatomical structure development. The transcript has 10 exons. Bases 158 to 1057 code for a protein of 299 amino acids. Gene Ontology annotation, molecular function: protein binding; calcium ion binding; collagen binding. NCBI's taxonomy places the organism in Eukaryota, Metazoa, Chordata, Actinopteri, Salmoniformes, Salmonidae. The record is from RefSeq and is a predicted model, not a curated record.
ACCCCCUGAGGGGGGAGGGGAUCAGGGGGGCUGCUUGGGCCAGCCCACUGUAAAUGUCUUCUGUGUGAACUUGUGUAGCAGUUAGAUUGACCCAGGAGCCUGCACAGCUGACUUCUCUUCUGUCUUUUCUGCUUGUUGGUGUUCUAAAGACUGAACGAUGAGGGUGUGUAUCGUCUUCCUCCUGUGCCUAGCUGGCCAGGUGUUCACUGCUUCCAUUACGGAGGAGGAGCCCAUCAUUGAUGAUGUCGUUGAGGAGGCACAGCCAGAAGUGGGAGCCAACCCAGUGCAGGUAGAGAUCGGAGACUUUGACGAGGCCAUUGAUGUUGUGGAGGAGGAAGAGGACAUCGCUGAGAACCCCUGUUUGAACCACCACUGCAAGAAGGGAAAGGUGUGUGAGGUCGAUGAGGAGAACACCCCCAUGUGUGUCUGCCAGGACCCCACUACCUGCCCUGCUGCCAUUGAAGAGUUUGAGCAUGUUUGCGCCACCGACAACACAACCUACGACUCUUCCUGCCACUUCUUUGCCCAGAAGUGCAGUCUGGAGGGAACCAAGAAGGGCCACAAGCUGCACCUAGACUACAUCGGGCCAUGCAAAUUCAUCGAGGCCUGCAUGGAUGCUGAGCUGAAUGAGUUCCCCCUGCGUAUGAGGGACUGGCUGAAGAACGUUCUGGUCAGCCUGUACGAGCGUGAUGAGGAGAACAACCUCCUGACUGAGAAGCAGAUGCUCAGAGUGAAGAAGAUCUACGAGAAUGAGAAGAGACUGCAGGCUGGAGAGCACUCCCUGGACCUGCUGGCCCACGACUUUGAGAAGAACUACAACAUGUACAUUUUCCCCGUCCACUGGCAGUUCGGUCAGCUGGACCAGCACCCCGUCGAUGGGUUCCUGUCCCACACAGAGCUGGCCCCCCUGCGCGCCCCUCUCAUCCCCAUGGAGCACUGCACCACUCGUUUCUUCGAGCAGUGCGAUGCUGACAAUGACAAGUACAUCGCCCUGGAGGAGUGGGCCAACUGCUUCAGCAUCAAGGAGCAGGAUGUCAACAAGGACCUUGUCAUCUAAACUCACCCCGCUGACCUCCAGUAUGAAAACUAGUCUCUAUUGGGACGAGGUGCUAAGCUGAUCCCUAAAUUAAAGGAACACUGUAACUAAUUAACGACCUCCUAUACCACUAACAUUGAUGAAAAAAAAAGAGAUGUGCACCGUCUGAACUAACAAUCACAAAACGUCACCAUGAUGCAACUUCAAAUUUGUCUUAUUUUUGGGCAAAUAAAUAAGCUUUUUUUUUUUAACAGAUAGAUUAGUAACAGAGAGAGACUUGUGACGAGAGGGAGAUAUAAAUGUAUGUUGAACAGGUUGUGAUAAUGGAUGUUAAUCACAACAUUUAUCUUUUUUUUUCACUUAAUCAGGGCUGUGAUUUAAUAACUUCAAUUUGAAAAUUAUUUUGAAGGAGACAAAUUUGUAAAAAAUCAAAUAAAUUCUAAAUAAAUGCUCCUUUCGCUUUUUAAACAUAUUUAGUUGUUUUCACUCUUUUGGUGGUGGACUCAUUUUGUUAUCUCUGCUCUUUUGUUUGUUAGUUCAUUGACUUUGACUACUGCUUUAAAUUAAGGCCUGACUAUCCACAGGUGGGUUUUCUGACAUAGAUUCUGUCACACAACAAGGGCAUAAGUGUACUGAAAAAUUAUUGAGACAAUAAAAAGGAAAUAUUGUUUAAACUCUACGAGGAAAGCAUCUUGCAGGUUGAGCGUUUUUUCCUCACACUAUACCGUAGCAUGUUUACUGACGUUCCUAUACUCUUUUUUCGAUACCGUGUGAACACAAUAGAACUCUUUCCUCAAAUAAAAAUGAUCUGAAAUGUC